CCCCCGCCGGGCUCCGCUCGCACAGCCGGUUCCUCUUUACAUAACGGCGCGGGGCGGCAUGGGCUCGGGCCACCGCCUCCGCCCGGCCGCCCGCCCGGACUGUCGCGGCCCGCGGUGGAGACGGCGGCCUCAGCAAAGUUUUCCCGGUGGCGGCCCGGAGGCGCAUCCUCCCGCAACUGUCAAGCGCUGGCGGCGGAAAUGAUGAGGCGCUGGCCAUUUUCCGAGCCCGGGUUUCCUGCCUGAGCCCCGCUCGAGCGAGCCGCGAGCCAGGAGCCGGCGCGCGGGAGAGAACGCGCCCGGGGCGGGGGCCCUCCCGCUCCCUCGGGAUUUCGGGGGGCCGGGGGCGCGCGACGCCAUGGGCCGGCCGGGCCCGGACCCCCUCUCUUUCAGCCCGGCCGCUCUACCUUGGUCUCCGCCAUGAACGGGCCCACCUUGCAGUCCUCCUCGGCCUCCUCCGCAUCCUCGGCCUCCUCGGCGGCGACGGCCCCAUCCCCGCGGGGCUGGAGCGAGUUCUGCGAGCUGCACGCGGUGGCCGCAGCCCGGGAGCUGGCCCGGCAGUACUGGCUUUUCGCCCGCGAGCACCCGCACCACGCGCCGCUGCGCGCCGAGCUUGUGUCGCUGCAGUUCACCGACCUCUUCCAGCGCUACUUCUGCCGCGAGGUGCGCGAGGGCCGGGCGCCUGGGCUGUCGGGCACCCGGGCUGCCGCCCCCGCGCGCGACUACCGUGAGACUGGCCGCGGGCCCCCGGCCAAGGCCGAGGCGUCCCCAGCCGAGCUGGGCCCCGCAGCCCCCGCCCCCGGCCUGCCCAAGGCCCGCAGCUCGGAGGAGCUGGCCCCGCCGCGGCCGGCCGCCGCCUGCUCCCUCCAGCACCUGCGCCACAGUCUCCGCCACAUCUUCCGCCACCGCUCGGCCGGGGAGCUGCCCGCGGCCCCCAGCGCGGCCGCAGGGGAGGCAGGUGAGGCCCCGGCCAGGCCCGGCCUGGCCAGGAAGCUCCUGCCCUGGAGCCUGGCCCGGGAGCCGCCACCCGAGGCCCUCAAGGAGGCGACGCUGCGGUACAGCCUGGCUGACGAGGCCUCCAUGGACAGCGGGGCGCGCUGGCAAAGGGGGCGGCUGGCGCUGCGGCGCGCUGGCCCCGACGGCGCGGACCGCCUGCUGGAGCUCUUCGACCCGCCCAAGAGUUCAAAGCCCAAGCUACAAGCAGCCUGCUCCAGCAUCCAGGAGAUUCGGCGAUGCACACGUCUUGAGAUGCCUGACAACCUCUACACCUUUGUGCUGAAGGUGAAGGAUCGGACAGACAUCAUCUUUGAUGUGGGAGAUGAGCAGCAGCUGAAUUCAUGGAUGGCUGAGCUCCGGGAGUGCGCAGGCCAAGGCAGACUCAGCACAGACCCAGAGAUGCAUAUUCCCUCAGCCUUAGAGCCCGGCACAUCUAACUCUCCAAGGGGAAGCACAGAUUCCUUGAACCAAGGUGCUUCUCCUGGGGGUUUGCUGGAUCCAGCCUGCCAGAAAACAGAUCACUUCCUGUCCUGCUACCCCUGGUUCCAUGGCCCCAUCUCCCGAGUGAAGGCAGCUCAGCUGGUUCAGCUGCAGGGUCCUGACGCUCACGGAGUGUUCCUGGUACGGCAGAGUGAGACUCGGCGUGGGGAGUACGUGCUCACGUUCAACUUCCAGGGCAUAGCCAAGCACCUGCGCCUGUCACUGACCGAGCGGGGCCAGUGCCGCGUGCAACACCUCCACUUCCCCUCGGUCGUGGACAUGCUCCACCACUUCCAGCGCUCACCCAUCCCACUCGAGUGCGGGGCUGCCUGUGACGUCCGGCUGUCCAGCUAUGUGGUAGUCGUCUCCCAGCCGCCAGGUGUGACCCUAAUGCCCCUUGAUAAAGGGGGUGGUGGCACUGGGAACCGAGACCUCGUGUUGUGUCCUUCCAACACUUGCCUCCACCCCGUUAAGACUGACAGUGUGGUCUCUCUCUUGGUCACUUGUCCCCCAGGUUCCUCCAACACUGUCCUGUUCCCUUUCUCCCUCUCUCGCUGGGAUUCAGAGCUGGGCCUUCCCCACCUUAGCGCUUCUGGCUGUCCACGGGGGCUCGGCCCAGAGGGUCUCCCAGGCCGGUCCUCACCCCCAGAGCAGAUCUUCCACCUGGUGCCUUCGCCUGAGGAACUGGCCAACAGCCUGCGGCACCUGGAGCCCGAGCCCACCAGUCGAGCCCGGGACUCGGACUAUGAAAUGGACUCCUCCUCUCGGAGCCACCUGCGGGCCAUAGACAAUCAGUACACGCCUCUCUGACAGGCCUCCCAGAGGCCCCCGAGGAGCACAAGCAAGCAGAGAUGUGAACUUCUGAAUGUAACUUUCUUUCCUUCCUUCCAGAGAGAGAUUUAAGGGACACUGUUAACUGUUCAUUCCAGUUUGGAUGUGACCCUUCAAUUAGGCCUGUUAAAGGGCCUCCUAGAAGUUCCAUUCUCACCUGGCUUUCUCCUUAUUGUUUACAGAUGUAGUUCUUGUUCGUGGAUGUCGCCAGCUCCUGCCCUGGGUCCCUAGGACCAGGCCCCAUCACUCUUAGAGGGGGCGGUGGGGUGAGGGCCAGAGUUGGCAGUGGAAACUUGUUCUCUUUUUCACUGACACUGUCCCAGCUGGCAGACUUUCUACUUGGGGAGGGGGGAGGGGGGCCCAUCAGGAAGCCCAAAACACUAACAAGCCCUGGAUUCUCCUGUGGUUUUUCCCGUUAUAGCUUCAGUCCACGUGGUGGGUCUGCUGUACCCAAGCCACAGGUGACAACACCUAUCCUGCUUCGACUCUCAACUUUAGGACAAAGUUCUGGCAGAUGGACAAGCUAAAGGUCAAAAAUGAUUUUAAACAUUUUUACCUCAGAUUAAUUUUUCAAAGGAUUCAGGUUUCAAAAUUAAACCACUGCUUAUUUCAUUGCACUGUUUGAACUAAUACCCACGUGAUUUUUGUAGUCAGAGACAGCUAUGCAAAUCCUACUUGACCAGUUCCUGGUUCGAGCCAGCAUGCCUGGCUUCCUUGUCUUUUGCAUCCUCAGGACAGUCACCUGUUGCUGAGGAGCCACUGUCCUUCCUAAAUGUAGAGAAGUGAAGUGUGUCACCCUUUCAGGGAAAUUCAGGCAAUUACUGAAAUAGGAGGGUGGCAAGGAACAAUACCACCCUGGUGCCUUAUGAAUAAAAAACUGGAUUCUGGUUUACAGCAGCUUUAUGGUGAGUUAAACUGAGGGGUAAGGGAGGGGCAAGCAAAAAGGAAAAAAGGGCUGCUGGGCCCUUUCUAGUAAAUCCUUCACCAACGGGGCUGGCUUAGAGCCUCCAAGUGUCUAAAGGCUUAUUAAAUUAUCCCACAAGGUUUUAGGCUCAUUCUUGAGCCAAAAUGGAAGCUAGGAAUCUGGUGCCACAGCUAAUGAGAAACUCCUUUAAUAGCCCACAAUCAGUGUUCUGUUCCAAUAGUAACCACUGCUUCAUCUGAUGAAGCAUGUGUGUGCAUGUAUACAUAGGCACACAUAACCUCUACCAUGCAGGGAGGUCCUGCAGUCAAAUCUCCAUCUGUACUUGCCUUUCACAAGUGAUACAAUUCAUAGGGGGCUGGCUCCUCCCAGAACUUUCAUGCAGAGGCUCAGAAACAAGGGAGGCAGUGACCGAGUGGAGUCAGCUGCUUCUGGGUGCGAGCAGAGCCGUUCAGUAUAGCCUCUGGGCUCAUCGAAGUGGCUUCUAGGAAACUGGGAGUUCAGCACAGCUUAACAUUUAUAGAUACAUAAGUCAAAAGCUAAAAUUAAAUCUUGGCCUAAACUAACUACUUGCCUGCCUUAUCUGGGGUGAGGCGUGUGUCUGUUCCCUCCAGCCAUUCUCUGUACUCCAAGAGGUCAGAGGUCAGACUUCGGGAGGGGCAGGGAGGCCAGGAGCCACCUCUCUUCCACUUUUAAAACCAACACUCCUGGGACUUCCCUGGUGGUCCAGUGGUAGGACUCCGUGCUUCCCCUGUAGGGGGGCGUGGGUUCCAUCCCUGGUUGGGGAACUGAGAUCCUGCAAGCUGUGUGGCAUGCCCCUCCCCCCACCUUAUAUAUACAGAUAAAACCAACAGUCCUGGGUGUUUUCACAGACGGUAAAGCAUAACCAACCCUGAUCUAGAGUUACGGUCUAUUUCUAAGGGCAACAUUUUCUACACAUCAAGCAGGUCUGAUUAAUGAAUGCUAAGCAAAGUGUAGACCAGGAGUUAAGCACUGUUUUGGAUUUCUCUUUUACAAGAGAAAGCUCAUCAUAGAAAGUCAAUGCUGACAAGUCACUGGUACAGAUUUUCCCCUGUCUGCACAGGAAAGGGGCCAAGCAGACAAUGAACCAAACAAGUAAGUUCCCUCCCUCCAACCAGAAGGGUAAACAAACAUCUGGGAUAUGAUAUCCACAAGCCAGGGGCACUCACUUCUUAACAGUCUCUCAACAUACAAUUCUCAGGUAGUGCCAAGAGGCAAGCCAGGCACAGCAAGCCAGCAGCUCUGACCGACUGGCUACAAAGUACAAGCUCAGAAUCUGUGACAGAGUCACCCACUUCCAGACUGCUUCAGUGUAAAAUGUUCACGAAAAACAUUUCUUUACUAAAUGUGUCUGAGUUACCAGGACAGCUCAAAUACAUUCCGACAAAAAGGCCCUCAUGGCCUGGGAAGAAGCGACACUAAGUCAAUGCCUUUUCUUUCUGCUAGAGCAGGUUGAGCUGGAGGAACGGGAGCAGUGGGUCCCUGGGCUUGAUGCCGUCACAGGCAGUGAGGCAGCAACCCUGACGGCUGCAGCCAGCCCACCGCAGUCAUAGCACAUUCCACCACCCUCUUUCCAGCCUCAAUGUGACCACUGCUGGCAGCAAGAGGCCAAGCCGGCAGCCUCUACUGAGAGCCAGACUCUGAGUGCCAGUUGGACAGUAAGUAUCACGAGCCCUCCAGUUGUCUCUAAUUACAGACAACAAGGAUAGCUUAACUGCUCCCAGCAUCACCACUUCCUUCGCCUGACUUCAAUGAACUUUUACAAACUAACAGUCACCAGCACCAAAGAAUUAAGUCAACUAACCUGCCUUGAAUUUUAGACCAGCAAUCCAUAUGGCUUUAUCUGGUAUAAAUCUUCUGCCUUUGAUCAUUUCUGGACCGUGUAGGAGAAAGGAAUAGCAAUCAUUAAAAUCUUAAACCAGAAAACACUAUUUUUACAUAACAGUUUCUUAACUUAAAAUCAAGGCCUUGAACCCUUCCCUGAGGGUUGCCUUAGAUUCCUUUAUGCUAUUAUUCAGGGCUAAGUCUGUUAUCACAAAUGUCAUGUGAGCGCUAACAUCUCCCACAGGCUAGAGGAACUUGAUAGUUUAUUAUCCACUGACUCUUAACAAGGACACAUCUGACAUCCAGUGUUUAGCGGAAUAAGCAGCACAUUGUAAUGACAACACAGAAAAUGGAUUCAUCUUGUAUCAUUAUAGGCAGAAGGUAUUUGGCAAAUUUUAAUGUAUUGUUUAUGUACUGUAUAAGUAACUUAUUCUUGAAGAAUGCAAAUUUUGCUAAAAUGUACAAAUUGCUACAUGUGAAUUAAAACAAAGUUUUCAGAAUCUUGAUUUGGUACCACAGUA
Balaenoptera acutorostrata (minke whale) is the source of this 5592-nucleotide messenger RNA. RefSeq names its product SH2B adaptor protein 3 (gene SH2B3). Gene Ontology annotation, cellular component: plasma membrane. Gene Ontology annotation, molecular function: transmembrane receptor protein tyrosine kinase adaptor activity. The record is from RefSeq and is a predicted model, not a curated record. Gene Ontology annotation, biological process: intracellular signal transduction. Lineage: Eukaryota; Metazoa; Chordata; Mammalia; Artiodactyla; Balaenopteridae. The transcript is spliced from 7 exons. Bases 418 to 2283 code for a protein of 621 amino acids.